Rhinocladiella mackenziei CBS 650.93 is the source of this 618-nucleotide messenger RNA. RefSeq lists its product as uncharacterized. The record is from RefSeq and is a predicted model, not a curated record. NCBI's taxonomy places the organism in Eukaryota, Fungi, Ascomycota, Eurotiomycetes, Chaetothyriales, Herpotrichiellaceae. Bases 1 to 618 code for a protein of 205 amino acids. The transcript has a single exon.
AUGCUCGAGGAGAAGUGGAUGCUGAAUCGAGAAGAGGAUGAGAUGAGUUUGUGGCUCGAGAGGCAGGUCGCGAUCCGGGAGUUGAGGGCCUACCACAAGUACCGCCGCAACAGCUACGGGAGAAAAGUCGAACUGCUGAGCACUGGGCAGGCACUUGGACAAGGCCCCAGUUUUAGCCUGGAGCCUAAUUGUCCAAGCCGUAAGGAAAGCAGCUCCGGUGAAACUGACCGGGGGAGAGUGCCUAAAGCACCCAAGGACCCCCUCCACCGUAAGUUGAGCGACUGCGCCACGCCUAACCACCGCGACGGCAGAGACGGAUAUUCUUGCCAAGUGCCGCUUCGUGCCUCAGGCUGCACUUCCUUUCCCGCCUACGGCUUGCACACUCCCACUCGAGGACUCUGGACCGAUUUGAUUCGAUUGAUUGCAAGACUUCAAGUGGCAACCCCUUCCGUCCUCAGUUUGUCAGGCGAUGUGGCUGUUGCGUGGGCUGAACCAUCUAUCGACCUCAUUUUACUGGAAGAUGCAGCAAAUUCUGAAGCAAGCCAGGAUGGUGCCCUCGAUGCGUGUUCGACCAGGCUGAUCCCUGCCGAGCCGUGGGAAAUGAGGCAAUGUGCCUGA